AUUUUCCUUAUACAUUACAGAUUUCACUGGUAAACAAUGUUUUGAAGUAUGGAAUCAAUGAAUUGAAACUGCGGUUCAGAACCAGAUUGUCGACUCACCUGUAUGAUAACUAUCUCAAGGGCUUUACAUAUUACAAAAUGAAUAACCUGGAUAAUAGAAUCAGCAAUGCGGAUCAGCUUUUGACUCAGGAUGUAGAGAAGUUUUGCGACUCGGUGGUUGAGUUGUAUUCCAAUAUUAGCAAGCCAGUAUUGGAUAUUUUGAUAUAUGUGCAGAAACUGACUCAAGCUAUUGGUGCUCAGGCUCCUGGUGUGAUGAUCCUUUAUCUCCUCAUCUCUGGAAGUCUCUUGACCCAUUUGCGCCGUCCCAUCAGUCGGUUAACGGUAACAGAGCAGCGACUUGAAGGAGAGCUUCGGUUUGUCAACUCUCGACUCAUUACCAAUUCUGAAGAAAUUGCAUUUUACCAAGGAAAUGAACGAGAAAAGAAGAAUAUUGAUUCUUCGUUCAACAGACUUGUUAAUCAUCUACGUUGCUUCAUUUCCUUCCGGUUCAACAUGGGAUUCAUUGACAACAUCAUUGCCAAGUGUGAGUAUUCAUUGUUUGUAUUUUGUUUGGGAUUAUUUGCAUAUAUUUGUAUGUGAGUGUCACAUCACUUC
This is a messenger RNA of Homarus americanus (American lobster), 653 nucleotides long. Its product is annotated as ATP-binding cassette sub-family D member 3-like. Gene Ontology annotation, cellular component: peroxisomal membrane. The record is from RefSeq and is a predicted model, not a curated record. The transcript is spliced from 4 exons. Gene Ontology annotation, biological process: peroxisome organization; very long-chain fatty acid catabolic process; fatty acid beta-oxidation. NCBI's taxonomy places the organism in Eukaryota, Metazoa, Arthropoda, Malacostraca, Decapoda, Nephropidae. The coding region runs from base 138 to 638 and encodes 166 amino acids. Gene Ontology annotation, molecular function: ABC-type transporter activity; ATP binding; long-chain fatty acid transmembrane transporter activity.